AUGCAUGCGGCACUUUUUUUGUACAUUGUUGCUGCUGUUGCUGCUCAGUUGGGCAUUUCUGCCUCGCAUGAAUCUACUUUGCCGACAUCUACAGAUGACACUUACCAAGGAAAAUUUGAAACGGGCAUGUCUUUCGGUUUCCCUCCGGAACCAAUCAAUGCCACAUUGAGUGUGGAUAACGCUUACAUCGAUAUAAACCUCUCGAUAGGAGAUCACACUAUUUUCACGCCAGCCAUCUUUGAAAAUGACUCUAUACUGGAUUAUGGUGACGUUGAGCUUGGAGGCUUUCGGCUUCACAAUUUCAGUGUCGGCAUGGCAGUUUUCAUGGAAGGUUCAAUCGUUGGUCUCGGAUUACCCCGAAGAGCAGAUAUCAUCUCGCCGCUAGAUGCCAUGAAAAACGCCGGCCAAAUCAAAAGCAGGUCCUUCUCUUUCAAGAUUUCUGACGAUGACGAAGGUGUUUUGUUUGGUGCUAUAGACCAUGGCAUGUACCAGCAGCCUCUCCGAAAGUACAAAAUGUUCAAUGAUUUGGCGGAUGCCAAAGCUGCUCGGCCUCCAACCAUUCUUUUGGACGGCAUGGCUGGUAAUAACUUUCUGAUCACCAGCCAGACCGUAGUGGUUAUUUCUGACUACACUCUGUUCAAUUUAGAUUAUUAUUAUGGGUUGCUUGACCAUUUCAAUGCCACACUCGACUUUAAUGAUUCAUUCCGCCCGGAUCCACUAAUUUCAUGUCUGUACAUGAACCUGACUGAGUAUAUCUCCUUAUAUUUCAGUGGAGACGAGUAUCGGGUUCCAGAGAAGAACUUUAUUUCAUACGCAAGAGACGAUGAAGGCAAUAUCACCGGAUGCAGAUUAAGUGGGCUGUGGCAGGAAUACCACUCCAUGACGCUUAGUAAGUCCUUGUUUUUGAAUGACCUCUACAUGGUAGUGGACUACGAUAACGAAGAGAUUGGUUUGGCUCCGUUGGCGUCUGAGUCCAAUCCAGAAACCAUUGAGCAACUUUCUACAGGCGUCCCACUGGCCACUGAAGCCGAGUAUUUCUCCUAUUCGACUGGAUGGACUACCCAAAGGAGACUUCUCAGUUCUGCUUUGGUGUACUCUUACACUAUAGCCCACCCAACAUACCCAAUGUACACGGGCAGACGUUUGAAGGAAAGUGCUACGGAGCCAUUUAACACAGCAACCAGUUCAGCCAGCUCAGCCCGUUCAGCCAGCUCAGCCAGCUCAGCCAUAACGUCUUCAUUUGCCUCGGCCCCACUGGAACAAACAUCCACUAGCGAUGGAAAAAAUAGCACAAAGGCAUCUUCUUCUAAGGGUUCUGCCGAUAAGAAAACUUCUGGCGGACUUCUUCUUUUUCUUGCGUCUUUUGUUGCUUUGAUGAUGAUUUAG
Clavispora lusitaniae ATCC 42720 is the source of this 1386-nucleotide messenger RNA. Its product is annotated as Eukaryotic aspartyl protease family protein. The record is from RefSeq and is a predicted model, not a curated record. Lineage: Eukaryota; Fungi; Ascomycota; Pichiomycetes; Serinales; Metschnikowiaceae.